Molecule: messenger RNA, 1823 nt
Organism: Dissoconium aciculare CBS 342.82
Lineage: Eukaryota; Fungi; Ascomycota; Dothideomycetes; Mycosphaerellales; Dissoconiaceae
Product: putative major facilitator superfamily transporter
Exons: 4
Coding region: 93-1823 (576 amino acids)
Biological process (GO): transmembrane transport
Molecular function (GO): transmembrane transporter activity
Source: RefSeq, a predicted model, not a curated record
UCUUGGACAUUAAAACAACCCGUGUUUUUCCUCCCCAAUACAACCGGAUCGGUAUCGGGGGACAAACGAUACACCGCUCGCUUUGCCGAACCAUGGGCCAUCCAACGGCUGCCGUGUCGGCGACGAAUACCAACCUCGCCACCACCGAGCGGAGUGAUAACCCUAACAAGGCGAUCGAGCCGUCAUCCGAAGCACAAUCCUCCCAGAGCGACUCCGAAGAGAAGGUCGUGCCACCGACGCCCGCGACAACCGCUGCACAAGAUCGAUCCAUAUGGAACAAGAUUCACAGCAUCAUCUACUGGACACCGCCGAAAUGUCGCUGGGACCCGGACGAUCCGCCGAAGUUCACGUUGGCGUUGAAUACACUGUUUGCCUUUGCGGGAGCCUUCACCGUGGCGAAUUUAUACUAUAAUCAUCCGAUCUUGAAUAUCCUGGCGGCAGACUUUGGUGUUCCGUAUGUCGAGGUCGCGAUCAUUCCUACAUUGGCUCAGGCAGGCUAUGCUACCGGACUCUUGUUCCUGUGUCCUCUGGGCGAUGUCCUGCCGCGGAGGCCGUUCAUCCUGUCCAUGGUCUUUUUCACGGCGACGGCAUGCAUCGGUCUCUGUGUGACGAAAUCUCUAAGCGUCUUCUCCGCCUUCCAAUACAUCAGCGCUGUGACGACCGUCACUCCGCAACUCAUGAUGCCCCUGGUCGGCGACCUCGCCCCGCCCCGCCGUCGUGCCUCCGCAAUGUCCAUCGUCGCGAGCGGGCUGAUGCUGGGGAUCCUCCUCGCCCGGCUGCUCUCGGGGAUCAUCGCAAACUACACCUCGUGGCGGGUGAUCUACUGGCUGAGCGUGGCGGCGCAAUACACCAUCUUCCUGCUGCUCUGGCUGUUCAUGCCGGAUUACCCGUCGACCAACCCCGAUGGGAUGAACUAUUUCAGGAUGCUCUGGUCCAUCGUCCUCAUGGUCGGCCGCCACCCGGUGCUCGUGCAGGCGUGCGGAAUCGCCUUUUUCGCCUCGGCCACCUUCACCAAUUUCUGGACGACCCUGACAUUCCUCCUCGCGGGGCCGCCGUAUUACUAUACGCCCGUGAUCAUCGGGCUCCUCGCGCUCGUCGGGAUCGCGAGCAUGCUGUGCGGGCCGGUCUACGCGCGCUACGUGACGGACCGGUUCGUGCCGUGGUUCAGCGUGUUCCUGGGGAUGGUGUGGUCGAUCAUCGGGAUCGCGGUCGGGACGUACACGGGGACGUUCAGCGUCGCGGGGCCGAUCGUGCAGGCGUUCUUUGGGGACUUCGGGAUGAUCACCGCGCAGAUUGCGAACCGGUCGGCGAUCUUCGCGGUCGAACCGACGGGGCGGAACCGCGUGAAUACGGCGUUCAUGGUCUUCACGUUUGCGGGGCAGCUGGUGGGCACGUUUGUGGGAUCGCAGCUGUAUGAUCGCGGUGGGUGGAUCGCGAGUGGGAGUUUUAGUAUGGGGAGUAUCGGGAUGGCGUUGCUCAUCACGAUGGCGAGGGGACCGUGGGAAGAAGGUUGGGUCGGAUGGCACGGCGGCUACAGCAUCCAAAAGCAAAGCAAAGAAAGCGCGGACGGCCGCAUCAUCGAAGCGAGAAGCCAUCUCGCGAAACGGGAACAUACGGCGCUGGCAGCAGAAAUCGAGGUCGAAAAGGCUUUGCCGCCUGUCGAUCAACACGAUCAUACGUACGGCCACGACGAUAUGGCGGAGGUGAAUGCCAUGAACUCCGAUAAAUCGUUGGAGUUGGCGGCGGCGAAGGACUACUAUUAUCGGGAAGACAGUGAGAAGACUUCGACGAAUUCGGAGGGGCGUGACGCUGCGAAUAGAUGA